CGCAGGCGACUUCCUCUAGAGGGAGCUGAGUGCAGCUGUGGCGGGCACCUCUAGGAUCUGAGCAGCUUCUCGGCCCCUCUCGGGGGACAGGAGGUGGCAUCCAGCCUCGGGAAUGCUCUGACGGAAGCUGGUUCCAGGAAGCCGGGCCCAGCACCUGCCCGGGAAGCUUGGACCUUGGCCCUGCAGAGCCAUUGGGCUGGCCAGACCCCGACAGGCUGCCACUGUCACCCACUAAGACCUGACGAAUGGCAUCAGACCAAGGCCCAGGUCCUCUCCGGGAGGGCUGCGGAGGGGCCUCCCCGCUGUCUGAGGAGGAGCAGCAGGUGGUCCGGGACACCGAGGAAGUUUUCCAGAGCUACGUGUACCAUCGCCACCAGCAGGAUAGAGCAGAUGACCCCGAGAUGGACACCCUGUCCCCAGGACAGGGCAGCACCCUGACCCAGGUGGGCUGCCAGCUGGCCAUCAUCGGAGACGACAUCAACCGGCGCUAUGGCAGUGACAUUGAAGCCAUGCUCCAGCAGCUGCAGCCCACGGCGGACAACGCCCCGGACCUGUUCUACAAGAUCGCCUGCAGCCUGUUUAAGCCCGGCCCCACCUGGGGCCGCGUGGUGGCUCUCCUGGCCUUCGGCUACCGCCUAGCCCUGCAUGUCUACCAGCAGCACGGCCUGUCUGGCUUUCUGGGCAAGGUGACCAGGCUUGUAGUCGACAGCAUGCUGCAGUUAAACGUGGUCCGGUGGAUCGUGGAGAAAGGCGGCUGGGUGGCAGCCCUGGACUGGGCCGGAACCUUCCGCCCCAUCUGGACUGUGGUUACAGCCUUCGCCAUUGUCAUGGUGGGCCAGUAUGUGAUACGAAGAUUCUUCAAGUCAUCGUGACCCCUGGGGGGCCCUUUGGGGUCCCAGCUAAGACACCUGCCUGCAUUUCAAACCAAACUUCUCCCUCUCCUCUCCCCUGCAGCGGUUCUCCCCACCCCAAGAGUACAGAAGCUUUAGCAAGUGGGCACCCCAGCAUCAGGGGGCCCCUUCCUGGGGGGUCGUUCAGGCUGCAGCAGCCCCAACAUUACAUGGUGCUAACUGGCCCCUCGGGGUUUCCAUCUUGUUUGAGGGGUCUGUAGCUUCCUUCCUCAGUUACUGGGGACCCCCUUGCCAAGUGCGCUGAGCAGUGGGGAGGUCAGGACCCUGAGCAAUGAGAGGCCGGGCUCUGGUUUCCAUGAUGUUAGCUUUGUGCAAUCCCCUGGGGUCCCCCUCCUACCACCAUCUGCCCAGCCCAGGUCCUCCCCUGUCCCCAGGACACAGCUAUUGGGAGGGUCACAGCCUGGGAGGAGGAACACGGGCCCAGUCUGGACUCAGCAUGGCUCCCAGGGCCAGGCUGGCUGGGAGGGGUGCCAAGGCCCCACUCCCCACUCUGUAUUACCUUUGUGGUUAGACUCUCAGGGAUCUAGGCCAGGGCUGGUGUUAGACUCAGGCUCAGGGUCAGGGUCAGAGCAGAGCAGUCUUCAGUGUCCAAUGGGACCACCGAGCCUUGGCGUCCCAUGCUUGUUUCUGCCCAUCCCCUCUCUGAAUCCCCACUGGCUGCAGUCCUGUGGCUGAAGGACCUAGGUUGAGGUGAAUCCCAGGGGCCUUCCCCAGGGACUCACUAUAAUCCAGGGAUGUGGUGGGGAGGCCCCACAUACUUCAACUCCAUCAACACUCCAUACUACAGCCCCUGGCCUGCAGGACCCUCUUGGCUGGGGGAACUUACCUAUCUUGCACAGCUCGGGGGAGUGAGGGGUUCGGGAGAAAUUCUUGAUGAAGCCAAAUGCAUGGAGAGGUUGCAGGUGGUGCCUGCUAGCCCAUCCUCUGAUGGUAUUGAAAUAAACCGUGCAAUGACCCCA
Molecule: messenger RNA, 1870 nt
Organism: Cavia porcellus (domestic guinea pig)
Lineage: Eukaryota; Metazoa; Chordata; Mammalia; Rodentia; Caviidae
Gene: Bak1
Product: BCL2 antagonist/killer 1
Exons: 6
Coding region: 246-872 (208 amino acids)
Biological process (GO): intrinsic apoptotic signaling pathway in response to DNA damage; extrinsic apoptotic signaling pathway in absence of ligand; regulation of apoptotic process
Cellular component (GO): mitochondrial outer membrane
Molecular function (GO): protein homodimerization activity; protein heterodimerization activity
Source: RefSeq, a predicted model, not a curated record